AGCCACCACUUACCAAGCGGCGAUAAAUGACGAAAAUAUUGACCGGCACGAUAAGAAAACGGAUAAAUAUAAUAGUAAAGGUGCGAAAGAAAAAUUUGAGGACCUAAAAAAAUUACACGAACAAAUCGAAGAAUUACAAAAAAAACCGAACCCAACCGCAGAGGAAAAAGCAGAAUUAACCAAAAAAAAAGAGGAAUAUAAUGACAAAUUAAAGCAAGCCAAAAAAGAUACUAUUGAAAAUAUUCAAGACCAAUUAGCACAAAAUAAAUUGAGUAUUACCGAAUUAGACGACAACCGGAAUUUCUGA
Racocetra persica is the source of this 307-nucleotide messenger RNA. Lineage: Eukaryota; Fungi; Glomeromycota; Glomeromycetes; Diversisporales; Gigasporaceae. The record is from the annotation of a GenBank genome assembly.